This is a messenger RNA of Melozone crissalis (California towhee), 1373 nucleotides long. RefSeq names its product bMERB domain-containing protein 1-like. The record is from RefSeq and is a predicted model, not a curated record. The transcript has 6 exons. Lineage: Eukaryota; Metazoa; Chordata; Aves; Passeriformes; Passerellidae. Bases 67 to 645 code for a protein of 192 amino acids.
GGGAGCAGCGCGGAGGGAGCGGUGCAAGCAGCGGGAGCCCCCGGCCCGGCGGCGCGCUGGCUGCGGAUGGAGGGCAGCCGCGCUUCUCCCCGCUACGGAUCCAUGGAAUCCACCCGCUGGCCGCCGGCCGGCGCGGGGCCAGAGGACGAGAUCGUGUCCAUGGCCGACUCCACCACCACCAUGGAUGACAUAGAGGGGGAGCUCUUCAGGAUCGAGCGGAUCCGGGAGAUCCUGGUGCGCCGGGAGUCGGAGCUGCGCUACAUGAUGGACGACAUCCAGCUCUGCCAGGAGAUCAGCCGGCUGAAAACAGAGCUCCAGAAACUGCUGGACCUGCCAGAGAACCAGAAAUCCAACGAGGAGAAGCAGAGGGAAGAGGAGCUGGUGCAGCAGAUCCACAAGCUGGUGGAGACGCGGGAUUUCCUGGUGGAUGACGUGGAGUUUGAGAGGCUCAGGGAAAGGGAAGAGGACAAGGAAAUGGCCGAGUUCCUGCACAGCAAGCUCUCCAAAAGCUGCCUCCAGAGAGCGACUCCUGUCCCAGAGAAGAAGAUGACAUCAAGGGGACAGCAAACCUCGGCUCCCUACGUGACCAAGACGGGGCUGGCCCUGCUCAGGGGGUGCUGUGGCUUCACCUGCUCCAUCAUGUAGGGCACUGCCAGCGCCUGGCACAGGACACGGCCGUGGUAGGGGCACGUCCUGGGGACACGGGACGGGCAGGAGGGGCUUCCUUGGAGCUGAUCCUGUCCUGGAGCUGAUCCUGUCCUGGAGCUGAUCCUGUCCUGGGGCUGAUCCCAUCCUGGAGCUGAUCCCGUCCUGGAGCUGAUCCCAGCCUGGAGCUGAUCCUGCCCUGGAGCUGAUCCUGUCUUGGAGCUGAUCCUGUCCUGGAGCUGAUCCUGCCCUGGGGCUGAUCCCAGCCUGGAGCUGAUCCCAGCCUGGAGCUGAUCCCAUCCUGGAGCUGAUCCUGUCUUGGAGCUGAUCCUGCCCUGGAGCUGAUCCCAUCCUGGAGCUGAUCCUGCCCUGGAGCUGAUCCUGUCCUGGGGCUGAUCCCAGCCUUGAGCCAAUCCCAUCCUGGGCUGCUCCAGAGACUCUCCACGGCUGCUGUGCUUGGCCCACAGGGAUUUGCUUUGUUCCACACACACCAAAGGCUCCAGUCUGUCCUGCCCUCCCAGGCCUCAUUGGGACAGUGAGUGACCCAGCCAGAGAGUUUGGUUGGGCUGAGGGCAGCCAGAGGCCAGGAGAGCCCUGGGUUCCAAACCUGCCCCUCUGGAGGCAGCCUGGGAUGGAGGCAGUGCUGGAGGAUGGGCAGGUCUGUCUGUGUGUCCCCUGAGGAUGGGCAGGCUGUGUCUGUAUGUCCCCUGAGGAUGGGCAGGCUGUGU